AAGUAACGAGCUCAGCCACAGUAAACAGCUAAUAGUCGCCAGUAGUGCAACGGCACAUGACUAAAGAGCGCUGUCUCAGUUAGUCUCACGCGAAUGUUUAAUUCGUUGUCAGCGAUAAAUCAUAAAGUGUUCGAUAGUUGUACGGUCCAAUAGUAAUUUUGACGCGCACCGUUCCUCUCGAGAUGAUAUCAGGAAAACAUUAGUGACGAAUAUAAAGUGUAAUAAAAGUACUCAAAACUGUACCCUUUAUCAGGGGCUUCAACAGUGUUUGAAGCAAAAAUCUUUUGAAAACAACCAAAAAUAUGGGCUGUGCAUCAUCAAAAUCCAAGUCGCCCAAACCAUCUAAUGGGGAAAUUACGGCCAAAGUUACCGGAGGCAAAUCGGAAGAGGAUGGAUAUGUGGAGGAUUACGUUUGCAACGAGCAUGACGUCGGCGAAAAUGAGAUGAAGGCCUUCGAGUUGGACGGGGGCAAAGUACUGGUGGUCAAACAGAACGGCAAGUUGUCGGCCAUCGGGAACAAAUGUUCCCACUAUGGUGCGUUGCUGUCAACCGGUGCACUGGGCGAUGGCAGAGUGCGCUGUCCAUGGCACGGAGCGUGCUUCAACAUCGAAACGGGAGACAUCGAGGACUUCCCAGGUCAGGACUCGGUACCGUGCUUCAAGGUCACCGUAGAGCAAGGGCGGGUUAAAAUCCGAGCAAAACGCUCGGAGUUGCAAUCCGGAAAGCGCACCAGAACAAUCGUGAAGAAGCUCGAAGAGGACGAUCGAACUUUCGCGGUGAUUGGUGGAGGACCAUCAGGUGCCAUCUGCGCGGAAACUUUGCGCCAAGAAGGAUUUACAGGCCGUAUCGUCAUGAUCAACAAGGAACCAACCUUACCGUAUGACCGAAUCUUGGUGAGCAAAGCGCUAGAUUUUGAGCUGGACAAGAAGCUGCUACGGGAUGAAAAAUUUUACGCAGAGAACGAUAUUCAGACCAUCACUGGAACGGAAGUCUCCUCUCUGGAUAGCGUUAAUCGACAAUUAUCGCUCAGUAAUGGCUACAGAAUUAAAUAUGACAAGGUCUACAUUGCGACGGGAUCGAAACCAAGGAAGGCUCCAAUUGACGGUGCUGAUUUGCACAAUGUUUGCGUUCUUCGAUCAAACGAAGACGCAAAGUAUGUGAACGGUCAACUUGGUCCCGACAAACACGUGGUGGUCCUCGGAGUAAGCUUCAUUGGGCUCGAAGCCGCAGCAUAUUGUGUAGGCAAAGCAGCUAAAGUAACUGUAAUUGGCCGAAGCGCAGUGCCGUUAAUGGAUUCUUUCGGCGAACAAGUAGGAAAGCGAGUGAUGGAUUUAUUCAAAGAAAAGGGCGUUAAUUUUGUAAUGAACUCUGGUAUCAAACGUUGUAUUGGCGAUGAUAAUCACAAACUAACAUCAGUUGAAUUGAAUGAUGGAACUGUUUUGGAAGCCGAUAUUUGCAUUAUGGGUGUUGGUUCUAGUUUGUAUACAACAUUUUUGGAAGGAUCAGGUAUAAAAUUGAACAAAAAUGGCUCCGUAGAUACCAAUCAUUUCCUCGAAUCGAAUGUCCAAGGUGUUUAUGUUGGAGGAGAUAUUGCUAAUGCACCAGUUUUCUGCAAUAAUAACGAACGUGCUUCGAUUGGUCACUACGGUUUGGCACAAUAUCAUGGCAAGGUUGCAGCUCUGAACAUGAUCGGAAGGACUACGGAAUUGAAAGCUGUUCCAUUCUUUUGGACUAUGCUUUUUGGCAAGGGCUUUCGGUAUGCUGGCUAUGGAAGACCUCACGAUACUAUCAUUGAAGGUGACCUCGAGCAACUCAAAUUUGUCGCUUUCUAUUUGGAUGCCAAUAGGAAAGUUAUCGGAAUGGCAUCUUGCGGGCAGGAUCCAGUGGUAUCUCAAUACGCCGAAUUUCUAGCACAAGGAAAAACACUUUUUGAAAAUCAUCUAAAACCGGAUCCAUUUGCCUGGACGAAGAGCACAUAAGCUAAUUUGUGGUAUUCGGAACGGUGCCAGCAGUAUUAUAAAUGGACCAAGUUAUUUCGUUCCAUUUCGAAACGAAUGCCUCUAUCAUGUUAAGUUGAAUCUGUAUUUAUUUGUUAUGUACAUAUGGAAGCCUAAAUAAAUGUUAUUUGCAUCAUG
Armigeres subalbatus is the source of this 2135-nucleotide messenger RNA. Its product is annotated as apoptosis-inducing factor 3-like. Gene Ontology annotation, molecular function: flavin adenine dinucleotide binding; 2 iron, 2 sulfur cluster binding; oxidoreductase activity, acting on NAD(P)H. Bases 303 to 1979 code for a protein of 558 amino acids. The transcript is spliced from 4 exons. NCBI's taxonomy places the organism in Eukaryota, Metazoa, Arthropoda, Insecta, Diptera, Culicidae. The record is from RefSeq and is a predicted model, not a curated record. Gene Ontology annotation, cellular component: cytoplasm.